Messenger RNA from Arabidopsis arenosa, 2485 nucleotides. Lineage: Eukaryota; Viridiplantae; Streptophyta; Magnoliopsida; Brassicales; Brassicaceae. The record is from the annotation of a GenBank genome assembly.
AAUAAACACAGAUUUGAAUCAUGGGUUUCUCAAAUUCCUGAGUUUUCACAAAAACCCACCAUGGAAAUCGAAUCAGGAAGUUAUCAAAACAUUGCCAAGAAGGAAUCAUGGAGAACAGUGUUGACAUUAGCGUAUCAAAGCUUAGGUGUUGUAUAUGGAGAUUUGAGUAUUUCUCCUUUAUAUGUAUACAAAAGCACAUUCGCUGAAGACAUUCAUCACUCUGAGUCCAAUGAAGAGAUCUUUGGUGUUUUGUCUUUCAUCUUUUGGACAAUCACUCUUGUCCCUCUUCUCAAAUACGUUUUCAUAGUUCUUAGAGCAGAUGAUAAUGGUGAAGGAGGCACUUUUGCUCUUUACUCUCUUCUAUGUCGACACGCACGAGUCAACUCGUUACCGAGUUGUCAAUUGGCUGAUGAGCAGCUUAUAGAGUAUAAGACUGACUCGAUUGGGUCGUCGUCGUCGAUGCCUCAAACGGGUUUUGCAGCGAGUUUGAAAUCUACCCUUGAGAAACAUGGAGUGUUGCAGAAGAUUUUGCUUGUUCUUGCUUUGAUUGGGACUUGUAUGGUGAUUGGUGAUGGUGUUCUUACGCCUGCGAUUUCAGUUUUUUCUGCAGUAUCUGGUGUUGAGCUUUCAAUGUCUAAGGAGCAUCACAAGUACAUAGAACUCCCUGCUGCUUGUAUAAUUCUGAUAGGGUUGUUUGCACUCCAGCACUACGGUACUCAUAGAGUCGGGUUCUUGUUCGCACCGGUGAUUCUAUUGUGGCUAAUGUGCAUCAGCGCCAUCGGUGUUUACAACAUUUUCCAUUGGAACCCGCAUGUCUAUGAAGCACUUUCUCCCUAUUAUAUGUACAAGUUCCUCAAGAAAACUCAAAGUAAAGGUUGGAUGUCUCUUGGUGGGAUCUUGCUCUGCAUUACAGGUUCCGAAGCAAUGUUUGCGGAUCUGGGACAUUUUUCUCAACUCUCAAUCAAGAUUGCUUUUACGUCACUUGUUUACCCGUCCUUGAUACUCGCCUACAUGGGACAAGCAGCUUAUCUCUCUCAGCAUCAUGUUAUCGAAAGCGAAUACAAUAUCGGGUUUUAUGUAUCUGUACCAGAAAAACUAAGAUGGCCAGUUCUUGUGAUCGCCAUACUAGCUGCUGUAGUUGGAAGCCAAGCCAUUAUCACUGGAACAUUCUCGAUCAUCAAACAAUGCUCUGCAUUGGGAUGCUUCCCCAAAGUGAAGAUAGUUCAUACGUCAUCCAAAAUUCACGGUCAGAUUUACAUCCCUGAGAUCAAUUGGAUCUUGAUGAUCCUCUGUUUAGCUGUAACCAUCGGCUUCAGAGACACCAAGCGGUUGGGUAAUGCUUCAGGUUUGGCGGUUAUAACCGUUAUGCUUGUGACGACGUGCCUAAUGUCACUAGUGAUCGUACUCUGCUGGCACAAGAGCGUCCUCUUCGCAAUCGCAUUUGUCGUAUUCUUUGGCACAAUCGAAGCUCUCUACUUCUCAGCUUCCCUAAUCAAAUUCCUCGAAGGAGCAUGGGUCCCAAUUGCCCUCGCUUUUUGUUUCCUUCUUGCAAUGUGCACUUGGCACUACGGAACCCUCAAGCGCUACGAAUAUGACGUCCAAAACAAAGUCUCAGUCAACUGGCUUCUUAGCCUCAGUCAAACCCUAGGAAUCGCACGUGUCCGUGGCCUCGGACUCAUCCACACGGAGCUUGUCUCUGGUGUCCCCGCAAUAUUCUCUCAUUUUGUCACCAACCUCCCUGCCUUCCACCAGGUUCUCGUCUUCCUCUGUGUCAAAUCCGUUCCGGUUCCACACGUCCGACCCGAGGAACGGUUUCUAGUCGGACGUAUCGGCCCAAAAGAGUUCCGGAUCUACCGUUGCAUUGUCCGGUUCGGGUACCGUGAUGUCCACAAAGACGAUUUUGAGUUUGAAGGCGAUCUUGUAUGUAGCAUUGCCGAGUUUAUCCGUACUGAAGCUGCAACCGCCACCGCUGCAGAGACCAACGGAGAGGAUGAAGAUAGAAUGUCGGUAGUCGGAACUUGUUCUACAUACAUGCAAGGAAUCGAGGAUCAUUACGAAAGCGAUCUUGACGACCCUAAUAAGCCCGGGACGUCAGAGAUCCGAUCACCAAAACCAAAGAAGAAGAGUAAGAGUAAGAUCAAAAAGAGAGUAAGGUUUGUUGUCCCGGAGACUCCAAAGAUAGAGAAGGAAACUAGACAGGAGUUGAUGGAGCUAACGGAGGCGCGUGAGGGAGGCGUGGCUUAUAUAAUGGGAAACGCGUAUAUGAAAGCAAAGCAAGGAUCAGGAUUAGUAAAGAGACUCGCCAUUAACAUUGGCUACGAGUUUCUUAGGAGGAACACUAGAGGUCCUAGAAACAUGCUUACCUCGCCAAAUGCUUCUACUUUAGAAGUCGGUAUGAUCUACCAUGUCUAAAGGGGGUAUUUUGGUCUUUUUGUAAAUGCUUUUGUUGUGUUUUAAAUUGCCAAAAGAAAAAUGAAUUAGAUAU